Messenger RNA from Striga hermonthica, 1461 nucleotides. The record is from the annotation of a GenBank genome assembly. NCBI's taxonomy places the organism in Eukaryota, Viridiplantae, Streptophyta, Magnoliopsida, Lamiales, Orobanchaceae.
AUGAGCAAAAGAGGUCGAGCGAAAAAAUCCAACGGCAGUUUCACACACCUUCCAAAGAUCCCCAACGGCGGGACCUUCGUCGAAAACGACGAGAAUACAAACAACAAGAUCCUCAGAACCUUAUGCAACCGCGGAAAGUUAGAAGAUGCUGCAAAGUUAGUGGACGUGAUGACCGGUAGGAAUCAAAUCCCCAAUUACCCUUCCUGCAUAAAGCUCAUCAGGGGCCUUUUAAAUUCCGGUCAGACUUUUAAAGCUGCUAAGAUCCUCCAGCUGAUGGUAAUGACAGGCGGGACCCCCGACAUAAUCACUUACAACAUGCUGAUCGGUGGCUUGUGCCGAAAAAGUCAUCUCGACUCGGCAGUCGAUGUUCUUGAGAGCAUGAGCUCGACCGGCUGCCCUCCGGACAUGAUCUCUUACAACACGAUCGUUAAAGCCAUGUGCAAGCUCGGCAAGUUUGAUGAGGCCGUGAGGUUCUGGAAAGAUCAAUUGAGAAAAGGAUGUGAGCCGUACGUGAUCACAUACACGAUCCUCAUUGUGCCCGUGUGCGAAAAUCUCGGGCUUCGUCGUGCGUUGGACAUCAUGGAUGACCUGGCUGCCGAGGGAUGUUAUCCCGAUUUAGUAACGUAUAACUCGAUGAUCAGCCUUGCCUGUAAAAGAGGAAAUUACGAGGAUGCUGUCCAAACUUUCCAUGACCUUCUCUCGCACGGAAUGAAGCCCAAUGUCGUCUCGUACAACACUCUUUUACAUUCUCUUUGUACUUCCGCGUGUUGGGAUGAGGUGGACAAGGUUGUUCGUUUCAUGGAGGAGACUUCUUCGCACCCACCAAUGGUUAUUACGUACAAUAUCUUGAUAAAUGGCCUGUGCAGGCACGGCUUGGUUGACCGCGCGGUUGACAAUCUCGACCGCAUGGUUUCAAAAAACUGCCUUCCGGAUAUAAUCACGUACAAUACGUUAUUACACGCGCUUUGCAAGGAGGGGUUUAUAGAUGAAGCAAUCGAGAUUCUUUAUUGCCUGGAAAAUACUGAUUGUGUGCCCACUUUAAUUACGUUUAAUAUCGUGAUUGAUGGGUUUUCUAAAAUGGGCCUAAUGGAGAAGGCAAUGGAGAUGUAUAAUCAUAUGGUGGAGCAGCGCGGGAUCCUUCCGGAUGUCGUCACCUACCGUUGCAUGAUAUGGGGGUUUUCCCAGUCGGACCUCAUUGAGGAAGCCGUUGAGUUGUUGAAACUGAUUGGGGUUAAAAACAGGCGGAGGAUAAGGGACAACUGUUAUAAGUUCAUAAUACAGAGGCUGUGCCAGAAAGGAGAAGUGGAUAGUGCAGUUCCUGUUGUCCAAAUGCUGGCUGCAAGUAAGAUCAAGCACGAUCCUUCGCUAUGUUCGUACGUCGUGCAAGGCGUACGUUCUGCAGGCAUGUUUUAUGAAGCUGUUGAGUUACAGCAGAAGUUGAUGGAGAAAAACCUUUUGUAA